Messenger RNA from Neltuma alba, 1076 nucleotides. Its product is annotated as CASP-like protein 5A2. Gene Ontology annotation, cellular component: membrane. The transcript is spliced from 3 exons. The record is from RefSeq and is a predicted model, not a curated record. Bases 193 to 723 code for a protein of 176 amino acids. Lineage: Eukaryota; Viridiplantae; Streptophyta; Magnoliopsida; Fabales; Fabaceae.
GUUAGCCCAUAGCUUCAGUAGUACUAGCCGUUCCUCUUUCUCUCUCUUCAGGAUACGCCAAAAGGAAUCAUUCCCUUCAGCUUCCCCUGUCCUUUCCCUCUUCUUCUAGCACUCGACCACAAUUCUGAUUCUUUUUUCCCCCCCUUCUUUUUCAUUUUCUAUGUUAGUUUGUGUGUUGCCGGAACCUUUAUCAUGGCCAUGGUUCACCCUUCAGUUCACCCAAUUGAAGCCCCGCCGCUUACUGAUAAUGCUUUGCCUAGGGCAAGGAUGAAAGACGUUCAGGGCAUGCCGGGCACAUUGGGAGGCCUUGCCUUGCGUUUCCUUCAGUUCGUUUUCGCUGCCCUUGCGCUGGUUGUCAUGGCCACCACCAGCGAUUUCCCUUCCGUCACCGCUUUCCGCUACCUGGUUGCUGCUGUCAGUCUGCAAAGCUUGUGGAGCCUCACUCUAGCCAUCACUGAUAUAUAUGCCAUUUUAGUGCAGCGUAGCUUCCGGAAUUCCAGAAUUGUCAGCUUAUUCUCUAUUGGGGAUGGAAUUACUUCAACACUCACUUUUGCUGCCUCUUGUGCUUCUGCUGGUAUUACGGUCCUUAUUGGCAAUGAUCUGAAUGAUUGUGCACAGAAUCACUGCAGCAGGUUCGAGAUAGCAACUGCCAUGGCAUUUAUGAGUUGGUUUGCUGCUUCCCCGUCCUUUCUUUUGAAUUUCUGGACACUGGCUGCCAAGUAGUAGGCAGUUUUUCAUGUAUUUACGGUAUGAACUGUGUGUGAUGAUUGGCCAUAUGUAUAAUUCACAUUCCUGGUCCUCUUUAAUGCCUUUGAACUAUAGCCUUUAUUCGAUUCAAUAGUUGUGAGCUUGAAAACCUUAGACGUGGAAAUUCUUCCAAGUGCACCGCCUGUGCGCAUGGCUCCAUCGAUCUAGUCUGAGAAGAGAUGCCUGCGCCAUAAUAUUUGGCGAAGUUAAUUGGCGAAUGAUGUAAACAAGACAUUCCAAGAGUUUCUUCCAAAGGGUGCUCCAGGCUACAGCUUAUCAUCAUCUCGUCCUCAUUUGAGGCAACUAUAGGCAUUUGAAUUUUUUCCCAA